Rasamsonia emersonii CBS 393.64 is the source of this 306-nucleotide messenger RNA. RefSeq lists its product as uncharacterized. The coding region runs from base 1 to 306 and encodes 101 amino acids. Lineage: Eukaryota; Fungi; Ascomycota; Eurotiomycetes; Eurotiales; Trichocomaceae. The transcript has a single exon. The record is from RefSeq and is a predicted model, not a curated record.
AUGUUGCUUCAGCAUGGUCAUGCAGGUGACGACUCGCGGGGGCCGGCCCGUCGACAGCGAGUGCAAUUCGAUAUUGGAGCUGAUCAGGGCCGUCGUGAACUCGGUGUCGGCGGCUGUGCCGGCACCAGCACACCAGAUCUGAGGUGCUAUGUAGUGCAGUUUCUCGCAGUUCUACGGAUGGAAAGUCGCACGGUCAAUAUCACGGCGAGUCACGCAGGUAUCGCGCAGGUGUCGAUACGGGUUCCAGCUCGUACCUUAUCUGCUACUAUCGGCCCGCUCGUCGCUCGAGUAUCUGCCGCGAUCUGA